This is a messenger RNA of Daktulosphaira vitifoliae (grape phylloxera), 2505 nucleotides long. It is a transcript of the gene Sec10, whose product is annotated as exocyst complex component 5. The record is from RefSeq and is a predicted model, not a curated record. Gene Ontology annotation, biological process: Golgi to plasma membrane transport; exocytosis. Bases 165 to 2315 code for a protein of 716 amino acids. Lineage: Eukaryota; Metazoa; Arthropoda; Insecta; Hemiptera; Phylloxeridae. Gene Ontology annotation, cellular component: cytoplasm; exocyst. The transcript has 17 exons.
UAUUGAUAUAUAGAUGUAUGAAUUAUUAAAUAUUCAUCUACUCAGCUCUUGAAUUAAAAGAUUGAUUAUGUAUAGAUUUAAGUUUUUUAUUCUCACUAUGUAAUUUUAUAUUACUUUAUGUAUUUAAUUUAUAUGUUACUUACUUCUUUUUAAUAAUAUACAAAAUGCUUCAACAAUACAUGAAAGAAAUGGAGCAGGAUCCAUAUGAUCCUGAUGAGUUUGUUGAACGGUUAGCAUAUCGUGUUUUUGGAAAUAGUGCUGAUUGUGAGAAUCUUGUUGUGGAUGAAGUACAAGAAACAUUUGUUCAAGCCAUCAAAGAUUUGAAAUUUUUACAAGACCGUCAAAAAAAAAAAUGUGAUAAGUUGGAACAAGUGUGCCGAGAUAAAGAAACUAUGUAUUUUCUAAAAAUUCAGAAGCUUCAAGAACAAAAUAAAGCAGGAAUUAUUGCAUUUCAAAAUUUAGAUGAAAGAAUUAAUUAUGUUGCUACAAAAGUCAUUCAUGUUGGUGACCAGCUUGAAUCAAUUAAUACUCCUCGAUCUAGAGCUGUGCAAGUUCAUAAGUUGAUUGGUUAUCUUUCUGAAUUUAUGUCUGCUGGUCCUUUAUCAGUUGAUAUUUUUAAUGAUCCAUCUAAGAUUGACAUAGCUGCUGAUGUAAUACAAAAAUUAUUUCCUAUUGCUCAAGAGCUUCCUCCUGGCAGGUAUGAAGAAGCUAAAAUGAAAAUAGCCAAAAAGUAUGAUGAAAUUGAACGUUCCUUAAUUGAAGAGUUUAUUAGGCAUCAUUCAAAGAAAAAUUUACCUCGCAUGAAAGAAAUUGCUUCUAUACUGACUCAUUUCAAAGGAUAUUCACAAUGUGUAGAUGCAUUCAUUGAAUAUAGUCAAGCGAACUCUCUUUCUGGAAAGAAUCUCUUUGCAGAUAUAGUUCCUAUUUGUGAAGAAAACCUAAAAAUAAUUGAAGAAGUUUUUUCUAAUCCAGAUCAAGUUAUGGCUAAAUUUGUCUUAAAUAUAUACCAGCUCAAAUUACAGAAUCAUAUUUCUACAGUUUUAUCUGAAGUUAAAGAUACAGCAAGUUAUUUAGAAAAACUUAAUCAUUUACAUAAGAAAACUACAAUUUUAUCAAAAAAUCUGUCUCAUUUUAACUUGGGUAAUGAUGACAUGUUCUUAAGCAAACUUCAAAAAAAUAUAUUUCAAAAAUACAUAGAUUCAUAUUUUAACUCAGAAAUAAAGAAUCUCAAAGAUAAAUAUUUAACUAUAUUGCAAAAAUUUUAUGAUUCUAAAGGUCACCAGAAAAAACAAAUUCAAGCAGGAGGGUUUCAAGAAUUACGAAGAGAUUUACAAACUGUUAUUAGUACUCGAGCGAACUUUAAUAUUAUGCGAAUUGAAGAUUAUGGUGGUGAAACAUUUUUAUCUGAAGAUGUAGCAACAUUAUUAUUACAAGAAUUUAAUCAUGCAAUAGAUAGAUGUUGUACGCUUUCACUUUUAUCUGAUAUCCCAUCAAAUUGCUAUCAAAUAUUUGAAAUAUUAACUACUUAUUUAAUUGAUGAAUACAUUGAUUAUGGUUUAGAAUUAGCUAUACAAUCUGUACCUAUUCCAGAAGCUAAAACUCAUGAUCCUCCAAAUGUUUAUUUUUUUGAUGUUGUAAAACAAGUUAAUACAAUUAUUAUCUUAAUGGAAAAACAAUUUUCGGAUAUCUUGGUACCUACAAUUAUAACUACUCCUAAGUAUUCACUGUACAAUAAUUUAAAGAAAAAGCAACUAGAACAAACAGAAUCUAAAAUUGAUUUUGGUCUUGACAGGUCGUUAAAUGCAAUUAUAGGAUGGAUAAAAAUUUGUUUAUCUACUGAACAAAAAAAAUCAGAUUUUAGGCCAGAAACUGAUAUAGAUACUAUGACAUCUAUAGCUUGUAAAUGUGUGGUUCAGUAUUUCAAUAGUAAUGUAAAACAUAUACACAAAUGUCUGGACAAUAAAAAUAUUGAUUUAGUAUUAGCUGAACUUGGAAUCAGAUUUCACCGUGUUAUAUAUGAACACCUCUUACAAUACACUUAUAAUUCAGCAGGUGCCAUGUGUGCAAUAUGUGAUGUAAAUGAAUAUAGAAAAUGUGUAAAAGAUUUAGGCUCACCUUUAGUCAUCAAUUUGUUUGAUACACUACAUGCUCUUUGUAAUUUGUUACUGGUGAAGCAUGAAAAUUUGAAACAAGUCUGUUAUGGUGAAACAUUGGUGGGAUUGGAUCAUUCAAUUUUAAGCAACUUUAUACAAUUACGCAGUGAUUUUAAGUCUCAAAAGCUAUCAAAUUUGUUGAAGAACCUGACAUCCAGAUGAUAUAUUAUAGAAAUGCAAUAUCGCAGAAUUGCAUAAUAGUAUUAUUUAAGACAUAUUUACAAAUAUAAUGAAUCAUUGUAGUUACUUUUAGUUAUGGUAAAGUAAAUCAUUUUUUUUUUUUGUUACCUUGUUAAGUUUUAAAACUCCUUUAUUAUAUAUGAAUAACUAAACACAGUAAUUUGUUUAUUUA